CCGUGCGUUCGACAGAGGCGGUUCACUCUACCCGUGUGAGACUACAUCGCGUCGAACAUCUGACAAGCUGAAAAAAAUUACGUAAAUAUUACAACAUUCGACAUCGAUUAUGAAAGCUCAGUAACCGCCACUGAAGAGCCGAACUGUUGUCCUGACUCCAGAACACUUCCCAACUGCCGAGUGGACGCUGCCCGUUGGCGUUUUGUUUAAAUCUUAUUAUUUCACUUCACUUAUUGGUGAUUUAAUAUUAUUAUUUAUUUGACCCCGAACUUGUGUUGUGAACUGGAUUUUUGUGUGUUUUUGUUCUAAUUUUUUUUUGGAUUGUCUCGCAUUAAUUGAUGUGACAGCAACGCGAUCAUGGUGUAAAUGAAACCAAUGACAGAACCCACUUCGCCGCCGAUUAUGGCAAAACCGAAAGCCGUAACAUCUCUCCAAGUUUUAUAAGUUACAAAAACUCUGAUGCCGUAGAACGUUCAAUGAUACGGUAAAAAGAACAAUUAUAACAUGGUGCGACGACGCUGGAGAUUUUUUACCAUCGCGGCGUUCCUGGUUUUCUUAAUAAAGGAUGCAAUAUGUCAAGACGAAAAUGAUUUUUAUUACACGCCGAUAGAAAAAAACUUUGCUCAAGUUCAACCACCUCUGUUCCCGAGUCGACCGCCGACAUUCUACGAGCACGGGGACUCUUUCCGAGUACCCCAGCCGCAGCAACCUCUCUACAGCGAUGGCUACGUCAGGUUCCCUAGCCCAAAUUACAACCAGAACCCAUCGCCUUUCCAAUUACCGACGGGUAGGAGUCAAUCUGGAGGCCAAUAUUAUGUCAAUCAACCCGAUUACACUCCUCAGCAACGCCAAAAGUACAGGCCGGCGCUACCUCACAAUUACCAAAUUGUACACCCAGCUUCAACUAAACGACCUAAUGUAUCACAGAUACAUUCCAUAGCGUAUCAAAAUGACCCGUCAAAACCAGAAACAUUUUUAGGUCAAAUAACAAUAAAUAAUCCUGACAUCGAUUAUUUGCAAAAUACACGUUUUAAAAAUAUACCGUUUGACGGAAAUAGCCUAAAAAGUAAUGGUCAAAGUGGGCACAUUACUCGUGAUGAAGAUAUCGACAAUGAUAACCAAGACCUCUUCGAUGUUCAUAGGGUCACUACGUACAAUCCAAACAAAAUAACCCCCAAGAUAAAACCAAAUGUGAAACAGAACUCUGCACGAUUUACUAAAUAUGACAUUCCAGAAUUUGAAGAAGAGAACACUGAGUUGGGCAAUGGUCCUGGAAAACUAUUUACAAGGAACAACAACCUCAGGCAACCAAAUUCAGAAUCAAGUCCUUACCAUGCCUCAUCUACAGAAUAUAAAGGACUUUUAGACUUAGAGCCCUUACUUGAAGAAGAUAUAAGUGAUAUUAGUACGUUUAGAGAACUGAUGAAAAAUACUCAAGGGUCGUUUGACGUUCAAGUAAUUAAGUCUAACAAUAGCAAAUUGGCAGACAUUCCAGAUGACAGUAAGCCCGAUGCAUCUUCUAUGAAUGAAGGUAAUGUUCCAAAAGAUGCUACAAUUAAAAUGCUGUCAGAGUUACAUAAUCCACCCACAUCAUCUGUUCCGUCAACAACACAGACUGUUUAUGAACAUUCCCACGAAGAGAACAGUGGCGAGGAAGCGCUGGGUGAUUCAGAUUAUGAGGACGUAUAUUAUGACGAACCGGAAAGUACUGAAGUGCAACAUACGACUAAACCACCUCAACAUAUAAAUAAGCACACGGAAACUACAACCUCUAAUAUUUACGAUGAAUACGAUACUACUGAUGAACCAGAAAAUACAACAUAUGAAACAAAUACAAAUGUUACUGAAUCAUUUGAUGUUUUAGUUAUGAAACCAGAUAACAACACAAUGGUGAAAGAUGAUAAUUUCAAGCAGUUUGUCGAUACACCUCUUAUAGACCAAACUGAAAGUAUAUCAAAUAAUGAUACCACGGUUAACAAUAACAUGACGAGUUCUGAAGAAGAUUUUAGGUCUAUCGAAACUCCUUCUAUUCUUGGUCAAGAAGUCGUAUCUGUUGUCACCACAAAAAGUGUAGUAAACGGGACAAUAUCUGUACAAGACGUGACGUAUGCACCGAGUACCAAAAAGAUUUCCGCAAUUACUGAAACCACAUUCAUGGCCGAAAAUAAUAACAAUGAUACAUCUAUACCUGUUACUACUGAAAAUUGGGUAGUCGUGGCUUCAGUACAAACAAGUCGAAGUGUAUCUGGGGCGCGAUUUUUACCAUUCCCAACUGUUGAACAAGAAGAAAAGAAACAAGUACUUACCGAUGAGAAGGAUGAUAACGAUGGAAGCGUAGAAGAGGGCGGAGAUAGUAUUACACAAGAUCCACGAGAACAAGUAAGCGGAUUAAUUACCAGCUCGUCUACAGAAAAUAUUAAUGAUAAACUUGACAGUAUCCAAUCUGAAUUAUCAAGUGCUGUGCUUUCGGGUUCGUUGGAUAAAGCAAACAAAAACAUUGAGUUGAUAACAGAAGCCACCACAGAACCGACAACCACGACGUCUACUACAACUACAACUUCUUUGAACAUUUUCACUUUAAAAAGUACACAAGCUCCAGUAACAACAGAGCGUUCAGCCCCGGAACCUUUACCGGUUAUGAUCAAAAAGUUUACUCCGCGAGUAACUACCUCCACCACACCUAAGCCUAGAAAAAAGCCGUCAUUGGUGACUGUAAUGGACGAUUUGACAGGACUGUUACCACCUGGUUAUAAGCCAAGAUUGUCUUAUAAAGACAAACGCACUAGCACUACAACUACUACCACGACACGUGCACCUACUUCUACCACAGAAGAACCAAUCGUUAACAAUACGCAAGGCCGUUCAUCAGGCAUAAGUUCAAAGAACAAAGUUAUAUUGCUAGAUAUUAAAUCUCUCCGGCCAAAGGAAUAUAAACCCAAAGAAAACAAACCUCAAGAAAACAAACCUCAAGAUGAGGGUUCAAAACAUGUGCCAAACGACGAAUUAAGUAAACUAUUGCCACCGGGAUACAAAUUGCCUACAAGUGAAGAAAGCACUAGUAAAGAAUCUAGCAAACUAGAUAUUUUGGACAAAGUGCAGAAGGUAGACAUCUCAGCAUUCUUACCUAAAGAUUUUAAAUUGAACUCGUCAACUAAUACCCCCAAAAAGGAACUGCCUGUAAAGGCUACGCCAGUGGAUAUAUCGGCGCUCUUACCACCUGGAUUUAAGUUAAAUAAAACUGAUAACGAAAAAGGUGACAACCUAUUGGGUAGUAUUAAAAUUGCAGAUGUUUCUAAUUUGCUACCGCCUGGCUUCAAAUUGAACAACAGUGAAGAAACUACGGCGCCCAGUUCAACUACGAAAGCUCCUGGGGGAAUUAAACUAGUGUUCCCAUCGAGGCCAGGAAGCAAGCCCGUACGGAAAACUACGCCCAGGCCCAUUGGCGAAAGUGGACCAAGUCCUGUCACGCCCAAGAUCCAGAAAGGUUGGCCGACAAGAGCAUCAACCGAGUUCACCGGCUGGCCCACUCCAUCCACGACGCCGUUCUCGAUCGAGAAGUUGCUGGAGGCCCAGAGGAACGCGACAGCCACCAGUCCUUCUCCCGAGCUGAGCACGGAGCCGACCACCCGCCGCGUCGUCAGCACCACGACGACCACGCCAGCACCGCCGCCUUCCACCACUCCUGGCGUAUGCCGCAAAGAAUGCGAUAUAGCUGCUACUAUCAAAAUUGUUUCCGGCGUAACAUGGGUACCGGAGUUAUUAGACCACCAUACCGAAGAAUGGCAAAGAUUAGCCGAAGAAGUUAAACAAGAGCUCAAUUCUGUCUACUCGAAAUCUAACCUUCUGAGCAAAUGGUACAAAGGAAUAAGGAUUGACGGAUUCAGUAAGGGUUCCGUACUCGUGGACUAUUUCAUCGAGCUGAACGAUGUCGAAAAGAGAGUGGACACGUUAGAACUAAAGAAACUGUUUCACAAAUCUUUGCACGAGGCUAAGCCAGGAUCCGUCAUGGAGAGCGUUCCGGAGGAGUCGCAAGAGUUGGACCCGGACGUGAUGCUGGGUGACCAGCCCGACGAAGAGAGAAUGAAGAAAAGCAAUGAAAAGAUGACUAAAACUAUCGACAAAUCUGCGGGAAAAUUAGAAAUUGGCAAAUUCGUUAUGGACCCUGCGUACACGGAAUUCAUAGUACUGCCAAAACGGGAGGAACCGACGCUUGUCGUUCCAGAAGAGGAAUCCUUCUUGCCGCAAUGGGGAAUCGCAGUUAUUGUCAUAGCGAUGGCAUCUUUACUUUUUGUCAUUAUAUUUGGUGUCACCGUUUUGGUGAACCGACAGAAGAGCUCCAAAGCCAAGCAGCCGAUACCGCUGAGCGAGGACAUGCUCCGCGAGUUGGAUAAGAGCCACAUGGGCGGCUUUGACGACAUGCACCAGAUGAAGGAACGCGAUCUACCCUAUCUGCCUCCAGGAAAGCGAAUGUCGACGGCGUUCAUCGAGCAGCUGGCGUUCCCAACGCCGGGCGACUCGUGGCGCUCGGAGUGGACGCCGCAGCUGCAGAAGUACAUGCAGCACUACACGCCGGACUCUGGCCGCGGUUCGCAGAUCUACGGCGCGGGGGGCAACGCUUACGGCUACGGAGGCGGAUCGCAGAUUUACGGGCAGACAGGCGGCUCCCAGGUGUACGGGUACACGGGCGAGUACCCGCGCUCGCACAACUCGCGCCGCCGCUCCGACUACGACACCAACUUCUAGAAUGUUCGAGCUGCCCCUUAAUCAACAACUAUCACGACUCAAUCUUGACAAUACCCUUUCAAUGCAUUCAUCACUUAUGUUAUGUUAUAGCGGGGACAGUAAUGUCUCUGAUCCUAGGAACGAUCGGGACCUAAACCCGACUUGGUGUCAGUCAGUAAGUUUCAUCCCGUCCUAUCUUAAACUUACUCUUAAUUUAUUGUAAUUAUCAGUUCCAGGCGAUAAAUAUCUAUUUUCCUAGCACCAAAAUCGACCUCUCUAAAGUAUAUUAAUAAACUAAGUAUUUAAAAAGUUUUUACAGUACGAAUUUGGAUAUCCAUAGUUACAUAUUAAAAUAAAUCAGCUUUUUAGACCGGCCUACGAAGUAUUUGAACAGUGCCACAAAUAUAAAAUUGAAAUCACUUUUUCGAGGUAUCGUAUUUAAUCCAUUAAUAAAGAAUUUAGCUGCCAAAUUUUUCGUAACUGUAUAAUUACGACUGAUUGUGAAAUGUAAAUAAGUAGAAUUAAGUACUCACCAAUAUAAUGUAAGUAAAGAGAAGAAGGUGUAAUAACGAAAUUAUUUCUGUAGAUAUCUUUAUGCAUACCUAUAUUUGCUCAGACACGUAGUGGAGCGCCUGUGGAUAGAAUGCAAGCGUGAAACGCAUAAUUGUGCCAAAUGUUCAUGGAAAGUGCGCUUAGAAUGCACCCUUGAGCGGUUAACGAGCGCGUGAGCUGUUUAAGCUCGUGUAAGGACUGCGCGUGAGUUUCGAUGCACUGUGGAGGAGACGAAUCGGAAUAAUCGGAUGUAUUGUGUACUAGAACUAUGUACUAGACUCAUCGAAGCUGGCGCGUAAACUGUAAGUGCGGGCUGCGUCGGCCUGGUCCCGGCCCUGUACUUAUUCGAGGAAUCAACAUUUAUUCACAACCUAGUUCAUAAUGUUUACCCCAUUAUAACAGUCAAUUUUAAACAUUGUUACUAUCAAGAAAUCAUUGUUCGUACCUAUUCAUUCCAUUAUCGUGUACCUACCUACCUAUUUAACUAGGUAUAAUAGACAACGGUUAAUCAUAAAUAAAUUAUCAAUAUUCGUAACAAUAUUUUAAAACUAAGGUUCUUUCAUAUUAUGUGUCUCAAUGUUAUAAUAUGUCAUCGUAUAAAUGUUUAUUGUAAAUUCCUUUUUAAUUGUUAUCUUUUAAAUAGAAAAUUGGGUACGCACCUACAUUAAUAUUGAUGUAUAUAAACCAUUUUUGUACAUGUAGUAUUUUAAUUUAGUUUAUUAGAAUUAGAUACAAAUUUAACCCCUAAGACCCUGGAGUAUAUAGACUUAAUAAAUAUGAAACCUAUA
Molecule: messenger RNA, 6062 nt
Organism: Leguminivora glycinivorella
Lineage: Eukaryota; Metazoa; Arthropoda; Insecta; Lepidoptera; Tortricidae
Product: mucin-5AC
Exons: 10
Coding region: 505-4743 (1412 amino acids)
Source: RefSeq, a predicted model, not a curated record